CACUCCCACUGCUAGCGCCAAUGAGAGAGAAGUAGCUGACGUGUUUUUUUCUGAUGGCGCACGCGUGCAGUUAGUCCAGUUAUCUAACUCAUUUUGAUAGACAGGACUGCAAUGUGGAGGGGUGUUUGCAGACCACUCAAAACCCUAACGGGCAGCCUUUUCUCCGGGCCGAGGUGUGCACGCUAUGCCCGCUGGAGAACUGCCCCGAUCCGCGGAUUCAGCGCUGGUAAAGGCGAUGACUUUUUCAAAGACGUGGAGUCAGAGUUGAAGAAGUUCCGUGCGAAGGCCGCAGCGGCCCUGCCCGGCAGUGAUUGGACCCCGCUGGUAGUGAACCCGGCUCUGCCCCCCGAGCGGGCCGACGUGGUCAUCGUGGGCGGGGGUGUGGUGGGCUGGUCCGUCGCUUACUGGCUGAAGAAGAAGGAGCGGAUCCGAGACGGCGUGAGAGUGGUGGUGGUGGAGAGAGACCCCACGUAUUCGCAGGCCUCCACAGUGCUGUCGGUGGGAGGGAUUCGGCAGCAGUUCUCCAUGCCGGAAAACAUCCACAUGUCCAUGUUCUCCUGUGAUUUCAUGAGGAACAUCAACGAGCACCUUGAUGUGAUGAACGAGGACCCUGUCGAUCUGCAGUUCAACCACGCCGGGUAUCUCUUCUUGGCCAGUGAAAACGGAGCAGAAAUCAUGGAGCACAAUUAUAACAUCCAGAGGGGUGAAGGAGCAAAAGUCAGCCUGCUUUCACCAACGCAACUGAAGAAUAAGUUCCCGUGGAUUAACACUGAAGGAGUGGUCUUGGCUUCGUAUGGUAUGGAGAAUGAGGGCUGGUUUGACCCCUGGGCUCUGCUCAACGCGUUCCGAAAGAAGGCCAUCUCUAUGGGCGUGUACCAGUGCUUCGGAGAGGUGACAGGGUUGCAGUGCACGAGUCGGGAGAUGAUGACGGCGGAGGGGGAGCCAGUGGAGUUCAAGAGGAUUCAUCACGUCAUUGUGAGGAUGCCGAACAGUUUGGAGAGCCAGCCGGUGGAGUGUGGUUUGGUGGUGAACGCAGCAGGCGCCUGGUCUAGGAAGGUGGCAGAGAUGGCCGGGAUUGGCACCGGCUGCAAAGACACCAUGGCGGGCAUACCGUUACCCGUGGAACCCAGGAAGAGGUACGUGUACGUGUUCCACUGCCCCAACGGGCCGGGUCUGGAGAUGCCCCUGCUCAUUGACCCCAGUGGAGCCUACGCCAGGAGGGAGGGGCUGGGAGGAAACUUCCUGGGGGGGCUGUCCCCCAGCGAGGAGGAGGAACCUGACGCCAGCGAUCUAGAGGUGGAUCAUGAUUUCUUCCAGGAGAAGGUGUGGCCCAAGUUAGGCCAUCGAGUGCCAGACUUCCAGAACAUCAAGGUGAGGAGUUCCUGGGCCGGUUACUAUGACUACAACACCUUUGACCAGAACGGCAUCCUGGGCAUCCAUCCACUGGUCAACAACAUGUACCUGGCCACUGGCUUCAGCGGCCACGGCCUCCAGCAGUCUCCGGCCACGGGGAGGGCAGUGGCUGAGCUCAUCCUGGACGGAGGCUUUAAAACCCUGGACCUCACCGCUCUGGGGCUCGGGCGACUCUUCUCAGGGGAGAGAAUGCUGGAGAGGAAUAUCGUGUAAGCCCUGGCCUGCUGUGAGGCCUCACUGCCACAUCCGGAGUCUGUGUUGUACCUCGCUGCUCAGUUCACAUCAAAUUCAUUUGUCUCCUAACAUAACUCUCUCCCCCAGGCCUUGUUCAUUUUUUUUAUGUGAGUUCUGAUCUGGGAUGUGCCGCUAUUCCAUCAGUAACUCAUUUUUAUUUGAAUACCAAGAUCACACGUAUGAAUGUGGUUCAAAUAACGCUAUAUUUUGACUGAUUGCCAUCAAACUAAAUAAAAAGUAGUCCUGCAGUAAUUGCAAGCUCCCUAGGGAUCACAUGUAUACACUCCUACCCAGAAGGUAGCAAGGUCAUGCCAACAAAUACAAUAGACUUCACAGAUCCUCAGCCGUUCCUGUAAUCUGGACAGCUUUAUCUAUUCCUGAUACAUUCCCCCAGGGUCGAUAAUCAUCUUCUUCUUUGUUGUAACUGAGCCUAAUCAUACCACUCUCUUGGAUAAAGCUUGGUUUCGAUCAGAAAGGGAAUGGAGGUUGGAAUUCUGUGAUGGAAUACAGAAUCAGAAAGGGAAUCUGGAGGCUGGAAUUCUGUGAUGGAAUGCAGAAUCAGAAAGGGAAUGGAGGCUGGAAUUCUGUGAUGGAAUACAGAAUCAGAAAGGGAAUGGAGGCUGGAAUUCUGUGGGAAUACAGAAUCAGAAAGGGAAUCUAGAGGUUGGAAUUCUGCGAUGAAGUACAGAAUCUUCUUACCUUAGUUUUUUGGGUACUUUUCUACAUUGUGCAUGUAAUGUCCACCUCCUGUAUACUUUUAAGACAAUGCAUAAAAUUGUAAGCAAGGAAUUGUAGAGAACAGGCAAACAUAAGUUCGCUAUUAGACUUAGUAUCAUUCACUAGUGAGAUAUUUUAAAAAGUAUCUUAAAGAUUCUUGUAGUUUAAGGAUUUUUACCAUGUGAUCACAUACUGAAUUGAAGUGCUAACUGGAAGUGUUUCAAAUGUAAUCUUUUUUUUAAUUAAG
Messenger RNA from Acipenser ruthenus (sterlet), 2611 nucleotides. Its product is annotated as FAD-dependent oxidoreductase domain-containing protein 1-like. Gene Ontology annotation, cellular component: cytoplasm. Gene Ontology annotation, molecular function: oxidoreductase activity. Lineage: Eukaryota; Metazoa; Chordata; Actinopteri; Acipenseriformes; Acipenseridae. The transcript has 11 exons. The record is from RefSeq and is a predicted model, not a curated record. The coding region runs from base 112 to 1626 and encodes 504 amino acids.